AUGCCUCCAAGAGGAAGACCAAAGAAAACUGCACCGCCACCUGCUGCUGCAAAUAACACCUUGGUCGCGGCCAAUGGCGGUGGCAUUCAGAAUGGAAUAGAGUAUCAUCCGAAUCAACAAAUGAUGCCAACACCAAUGGAAUACCAACAACAACAGAUCCAACAACAACAACAACAACCUCAAGGUCAUCCUCCACAACAAUUCACUCAACCUCACCAACACCCAAUCACGAGAAGUGCAACCAAGCAACAACAACUAUUACAUCAGUUGCAGCAACAACAACAACCACCACCAGUUCCAUACCAAGAGGUGCAAUAUUACAAUAAUAGACCAUUACCUUUUGUUAAUGGAACCAAUGGCGGUGCCAAUGGUGUCUCCUUGCCACCUCCCCAAUUAUUACCACCUCAGCAACAACAACAACAACAACAACAACAACAACAACAACAACAACAACAACAACAACAACAACAUAAUACAGACAUUUAUGGUAUAUUAGGUGGAGGAGGUGUAACGACUAGUGGUGGAACGGGUAAUGGAAACGGAAACAACCACGCCAAUACCAAUGGAAAUCGAGUACUACAACCUGGGUCCAGUUUUAUUAUGGACCAAAUACAAUCAUUGGCCUCGUUGAAUGGGAGUCAAGCAAGCGGUAGUAUUACGCCAGCGGUGGCAUCUGCAGCUGGACCACCACCAAUACCAAACCCAAACAACAAUAUUGGUAUUGGUGGUGGUGGGGGGAAUGGAACCGACAAGAAAAUACAAAUGGGGUUGUUACAGCUCAGAGAGAUGAGUGGAUCAUCUAGUCGAGCAUCGUCAAUGUCAACAACCCCACAUUCAUCACAGGAACUCAAUGGUGGGAGUGGACCGGCUAUCGAUGACGAAUCGGGGCACGAAGAAUUGACAGAGAAUGGAAAACCAAAAAAGAGAAAGCGGGUUGCCAAACCUGCAGCACCAGCAGCCCCCAAGACUAGAGCAUCAAAGAAAAAUGCAGCUCCUCCCCCCCUCCAACUCCAACCCCAUCCUCUUCACAAUCACAACAAGACAAUGAUGAAGAUGAUGAUACUGAAGAUGAAAAUUAUGAACAAUCUUCAUCAUCAUCUAUUUGAUAAUUCACUUGUACAAUUGACAAGAAAGUUUAUUGAUUUGGUUGAACAAGCACCAGAUUGUAUAUUGGAUCUAAAGGUGGCAGCUGAAAAGAUUGAAAUCACUAAACGUAGAAUUUAUGAUGUCACUUGUGUUUUGGAAGGUGUUGGAUUGAUUGAAAAAUGUUCAAAGAAUCAAGUACAAUGGAGAGGUGUUGAUUCCCCAAUUCAAACAACUAGAUCAAAUUUACAAAAACAAGAUUCAAAUAAUAAUAAUAACAAAAAUAAUAAUAAUAAUAAUAGGUCAACAUCAACCACCUCUACAACAUCUACGACGUCAACAUCAGCAGCACAUAGUGAUGUUUUAAGAACAGAGAUUUUGAAAAUGACUGAAAAAGAGGAGAGUAUUGAUCUUCACUAUAGACAUACCCAAAAGAAUAUUCAACAUUUAUUACAAGAAGCAACAUCUUGUGGACUUUUUUUUGUAACAUAUAAUGACCUUAGAGAGAUUGAAGGUAUAAAAAACGAUACAUUGAUAGCAAUUAAAGCACCAUCUGGAACAAAGUUGGAGGUGCCUGAUCCAGACGAAGGAAUGGAACCGCCUAAUAGAAGGUACCAGAUAUAUCUAAACAAUGAACUUGGCAUGCCGGUCGAUGUGUUUUUGCUGAGUCAACAACCACCGGCCGACUCGUCCAACGGGUCAUCAAUGACCGAUGAAGAUACGAGCAACAACACCAACAAUAGUAUCAGCAUGAACCAAGUGAAUCAAGUGGUCAAUGCAAUGGACAAUAGUAUUGAUUUUGGUAAUACUGCCAAUGGUGGUCCCAUUGCACCACCCUCUCCUAUUCGAAAUAGUAAUCAUCAUCAUCAUCAUCAUCAUGAAAACAACACCAAUCAAAAUAAUCAUAAUCAUAAUCAUAAUAAUAUCAUUGGUGCACAGUCAUCAGAGACAACGGCUGCAAUUAAUCCAAAUCCAAAUGUACAAUUUUCAAACAACACGACUUACUGGGAACCACCCUCAACCAUUAUAUCCUAUUCACCUUUUGCUGAUAUUCAACAACAACAACAACAACAACACCAACAACAGGGUAAUUCAUCUUCAUCAUCAUCUACAACACCUCCACCAAAUACUACCACUACUACGACUACUAAUCAACACCAACAACACCAACAAACAUCUUUAAAUAUUACAUCUCAAUCUAAUUCAACAAAUCCUACACCCAAUAAUCAUAAUCAUAACCAUAAUCAUACUAAUCAACCAACAACGACAACAACCACAACAACAAACUUCCAAUCACCAUUGAAAUAUAUAAUGAACAAUCAACAUCAACCAUUUACACCAAGUAAAGCCAUGUUUAAUUCCCCAAUCAAGCAGGUCAACCCUUACACUUUUACCGACAGCUUAUUUGAUCAAUCUACGGUCACAGACUCUAAUUAUUACUUUGAUAGUGUCAUUGAAUCGGAAGGUUUUUCAGAAUUUCCAACACAACAAAUACCACCAUCAAUAUCAACUUCACCAGUGGUGGUUGAUUUGGUAUAA
Cavenderia fasciculata is the source of this 2622-nucleotide messenger RNA. Its product is annotated as transcription factor E2F. Gene Ontology annotation, biological process: regulation of transcription by RNA polymerase II. Lineage: Eukaryota; Evosea; Eumycetozoa; Acytosteliales; Cavenderiaceae. The record is from RefSeq and is a predicted model, not a curated record. The transcript has 4 exons. Bases 1 to 2622 code for a protein of 873 amino acids. Gene Ontology annotation, molecular function: protein dimerization activity; RNA polymerase II cis-regulatory region sequence-specific DNA binding; DNA-binding transcription factor activity, RNA polymerase II-specific. Gene Ontology annotation, cellular component: RNA polymerase II transcription regulator complex.